CGCACGGGCACGGCACGCGGAUCUGAACCGGCCAGGAGGCCCUCUCCCAGCGGCGGGCGCCCGCGCGCAGCAACCUGCUCCCCCCCUGUCCUGUGGCAUCGGCUUCCAAUCCGGUCGAUGCGCCCGAUGGAGACGGAGGACAGCGUCGGGUGGGACUUCCUCGACUGGCUCGGCCCGGACAUCUCCACCACCAUCUUCCAGCUCCUCGACGACCCCGCGGACCUCGCCCGCGUCGCCGCCGUCUCCCGCUCCUGGCGCCGAUUCGUCGCCGUGAACAAAUUCAGCAAGCACCUGUGCAGGCAGAUAUGUCCGGAGGCCGCCAGCUUCACCCGCGCGGUCGUGGUGGCCCGAUUGCCGCCGCCGCCGCCGCCGGCGGCGCACGCCGCGUGCGAGUCCAGCCAGGUCGCCGAGUGCAGGGCCCGCGAUGGGGAGCACGCGGCCUACUCCUACCUCGCCGGCGCGCUCGUCUCCGGCAAGCCCGCCACGGACCUCGUCAUGCGCUGCGUCGGCGCCUCCAGCACCGACAACUUCCCCGACGAGACCAUCGAGAACACGCUCGUGCCGCACGACAUGGUUAACUUCCGCCCCUCCUACUGGUCCAGCGGCGGCGAGGACGACCCCGAUGUCCCCGAGAGCUUGACCUACACGCUCGCCUCUGAUCUCUGCGUCAUCGAGGAGAUCAGGAUACGCCCGUUCGAAGCUACUUUUCAGCAUGGCCAUCCGAUUUACUCUUCGAAGGCGGUGAGAAUCCGGCUGGGUCAUUCCAAGCUUGACCCUGGAAGAGAGACUUUUGUUUCGGAUGAGGAUGAGAACCUGACUGCGAUCGCUGAUGAGAACUACAUGUGGACAUACACGUCGCCAGAGUUUCCUAUGCUUCAGGAAAAUGUGUUGCAAACCUUCAAGCUUCCACGCCCGGCUCUUUGCAUUGGUGGUAUAGUGAAGAUUGAACUACUGGGGAGGAUACAGAAACAAUUUACAGAUGAUAAGUAUUACAUAUGGUGAGUUCUCAACUUCUGAUGUUGGUGUUGGUUGGUCACCUGUUUUUUCCUUCAUGGUUCCCUUCACGCGCGCUCGUUAACAUUGUCUCAAUCCAGUUACAAGAAGGAAACAUGCAUGGCCGUUAAUUUGUUAUAUGAAUUUUGAACUUGCGUAUAAUGUACAGUUUCGCGCUGGGAUAGAACUAAAGGAGUGUGUGCUACUUAUUUUCGCUGCAGCCUAAAAGUAGUUUGUCUACAGAAGAUCAUUCUCUAUGUGAUCCUAAUUACCUUUCCUGUAAUUUUGUCUUGAUCCUUGUGUCCAAGCAUGGUUUAUGUAUUGCUUGUCUGUGCAGACACAUGCCAUCUUGGAUGGUGAAAUUUCUUUGUCCACUUAUAAAGUAGAGUUAGCUUUCUUUAGCACGUCUGAAGCAUUCCCUUGGAUAUGCGUCAUCUCUGCGACGUUAACAGCUUUGUUUUCUUUUUGCACGCUGACAGUGUCUGCCAUGUCCAAGUGACGGGGCGCUCGCUCUCACCAGAUUUAAUGAUAGACCUCUCCGAUCCUGCUGGUUACUCGAACCUCAAGUAUCUGCCGGGUGCCGGUAACUUGCGCCCAGAAGACCUAAUCAGCAUUGACGCCAAGGACUCACCGGACUGGCGCUCGCUUGUUUCCAGGUACAGGCAGAUGAGGCAACUGGCUAUGGUGUACAUGCUGCUUGGACCCGUGCAGUUGCAGUUUAUGGAUGAAGACGAAGCUGACUUGCAGAUGUAGGCUUUGUUUUCCCUGAAUCCGAUCUUGUGUAUCCUAAUUGAACAGAGCUUGCUCUGAUAAAUAUAGCGAGAAAAGAUAUGUGUCGCUGUU
Molecule: messenger RNA, 1836 nt
Organism: Zea mays
Lineage: Eukaryota; Viridiplantae; Streptophyta; Magnoliopsida; Poales; Poaceae
Exons: 4
Coding region: 118-1002 (294 amino acids)
Molecular function (GO): protein binding
Source: RefSeq, marked provisional